AUGGGAGCAGUUCGCGUAGAGCGCGUGCAGGAUUUCGAAUGGAACACUGGUGCGGGGGGGGCUGCUGCUCAGGACCGCUGCCAAAACGAGGGCACGGUGAACGGCUGUUUGGACCCGCACUUUGUGGUCCAGACCUCCUCAGGCCUCGCCUCUCAGGACUUCUCUUUUGACUUCCAUGGGUUGGCAAAUAAGAUAUACUGCAUGCUGGCGGAUAUUGCCCUGCAGUUGAAUGUGCGCAUGUUUGGGAUUCCGCCAGCAUCCAAGGUGAUUGAGCGAAAGUCGGACCUUGGGGACGACUUCUUCACCGGUACGUGGAUGGACGCCAUUGGCUUUGUCUAUACCAGCAAGGGCGGGGCUCCAAAGAAUCUUGCAAUCGAGCUGGACCACGACAAGGCACGCAGUGGAGCGUUUCCCUUUCGUGUGGUACAUGAUGGAGAGGACCUGAGCGAGAUUUUGGUGGCUCAGGAAGGUGCCACGUGGACCAGUCAAGAUGGAGCCGUAACCGUCUCACGCCCACCCAAUAGCGUCAGCAUUCUGAGUGUUGACAUCAAGGAGGUUUUGAAUAUGGUCGUGAGCUCCGAAACCGAGGAGGAGAUCAUUGUCGAGCCGCGCAUCUACUUCCUCAACUUCGAGCUCAAGAAUAUAGUCACAACGCCUUCAGUGCACGGGUUUUUGGGCCAGAUGUAUGCCCCUGGAGCAAUCGAAGAACGCCUAGCGAUGGGGACUCUGGAGGGGUUUCGCCAUCGCGAGUACGUGGAAGGUACUGAUGAGGAGUACGAGACAUCCGAUCUCACCGCAACGGAUUGCAGCUUCAACCGUUUUGGCAAAGCCCAAUCUAACGCGGUCGACCUCAAGGGCACGGCUUCUUCAGACACAACUAUCAACCGUCGCCUAUUACAACACUCGCCUUCGAUCGACACGGGGAUCAUUGGCCUCGCUUCUUCCCCAUUUGCAUGCCACUUGGUGAACAAGCGUCUAGGGGCUAUCUCCAUCUCAUGUGAAGCCAAUGGGUUGUAA
This is a messenger RNA of Klebsormidium nitens, 1017 nucleotides long. The record is from the annotation of a GenBank genome assembly. NCBI's taxonomy places the organism in Eukaryota, Viridiplantae, Streptophyta, Klebsormidiophyceae, Klebsormidiales, Klebsormidiaceae.